Eurypyga helias (sunbittern) is the source of this 1632-nucleotide messenger RNA. RefSeq names its product phosphatidylglycerophosphate synthase 1 (gene PGS1). The transcript has 9 exons. Gene Ontology annotation, cellular component: mitochondrion. Bases 1 to 1632 code for a protein of 543 amino acids. Gene Ontology annotation, molecular function: CDP-diacylglycerol-glycerol-3-phosphate 3-phosphatidyltransferase activity. The record is from RefSeq and is a predicted model, not a curated record. NCBI's taxonomy places the organism in Eukaryota, Metazoa, Chordata, Aves, Eurypygiformes, Eurypygidae. Gene Ontology annotation, biological process: cardiolipin biosynthetic process.
AUGUCGAGGCUGAGCCGGGGCCGCCUGGUCCGCAGAAAGCGGCCGUCCCGGGAGUUCUUGCGCAGCCCGAUUCGGGUUUCCGCUGCGAUGAACAGUCGAUCAUCGUGGCUUCUCCUGGCUCCGCUGCUCACGCCUCCCGUUCCCGUGAUCACAGCCCCGCCUUGCUCCCUUUGUCCGGAAGGAGCACACAGGUUCCAGUGGAUCAGGAACCUGGUUCCGGAGUUCGGGAUCUCCAGCUCGCACGUCAAGGUGCUUUCAUCCCCGGCGGAAUUCUAUGAGCUCCUCAAGGUGCAGAUCAGAACAGCCCAGCGGCGAGUGGUGAUGGCGUCGCUGUACCUGGGCACGGGGCUCCUCGAGCAGGAGCUGGUGGAUUGCUUGGAAGAAACGCUGGAGGAGUCGCUGCAAGCAAAGGGAUCGUCGAACCUCAGAGUCUCCAUCCUUCUUGACUACACCAGGGGAUCCCGGGUCCUGAUGCCGGAGCGCUUUAACGAGACCAUCGGGCUGCAGCACAUCAAGGUCUAUCUCUUUGAUGAUAAUGUGAUCCUGAGCGGCGCAAACCUGAGUGAUUUGUACUUCACCAAUCGUCAGGACCGCUAUGUUCUCCUGCAGGACUCUCCUGAGAUUGCAGACUUCUUCACGGAGCUCGUGGAUGCGAUUGGAGACGUGUCUCUGCAGCUGCAGCGAGACGAUACAGUCCAGAUGAUGGAGGGGAUGGUGCACCCGUACCGAGGGGACAAGGCGGCGUACUGCGAGACGGCGAAUCGCAGGGUCAUGGAGGUGAUCAACUCUGCCAGGACGCGCCAGGAGCUCCUUCACGCACAGGCUUUCCACAGCAGCCAGCCAGGCAGCUCCCUGUCGUCCCAGCAAGGCUCUCCGGCAUCUGGGGGUCUGAAACCGGAACCCGACACCUGGGUGUAUCCCUUAAUCCAAAUGAAACCGUUCGGGAUUCAAAUAGACGAGAUGGUCACGGAGACGCUGCUGACAGAGGCCGAACGGGAUGCCAGGAUUUACCUCACCACCGGCUACUUCAACCUGACCCAAGCUUACAUGGACCUCGUUCUGGGCACGCGGGCCGAGUAUCGGAUUCUUCUGGCCUCGCCGGAGGUGAACGGCUUUUUCGGUGCCAAGGGGGUGGCGGGGGCCAUCCCUGCUGCCUACGUUCACAUCGAACGCCAGUUCUACAGCGAGCUCUGCUGCCUGCGCCAGCAGGAGCGGGUCCGGCUGCAGGAGUACUCCCGGGCCGGCUGGACAUUCCAUGCCAAAGAGAACACCCAGCGUCACAAAGCUGCCUCUGCCGAAGGGACGAACCUCCCUGCCAAGCAGUGCCUCUCCGGCAGCGAGACCGGGCGCUCCGGUGCAGCAGGCCCCGGCGGCAGGGCCUGCCGGAGUGGGAAGUCGCGGGGGGGCCCUCUUGGAAGCGCACGCUCCAGCCAGCUGUGGUUCACAGGAUCCUCCUCUUGCCGGGCACUGCUGACUCCCAAGUGGGAUUUUGUGGUUUGGCACAGAGGUGCAUUCCCACCGGGAUUACCCCCACCCUUGGGUUCCGGCCCGGUUUGGAGCCCUGUGCAGCGCCUGUCACGGGAACUGCAGACCUCCACGACGCGGGAGGCGUCGUUCCCGGGUGGAAUGUAA